UGAAAUAUGAUAAAUUUUUAGAAACGAAACAAUCAUACAACAUAAACACUUUCGCGGAAAUUCUUUGAUUUCACGAGAUUUUUCGAGAAUGUCCAUGAGAAAAUAUGGCGACGACCGAUAAUUCAGAAGCUAAUUUAGAGUUAGGCAAAAAGUCGAAUGCUUCGCAACCUGUCAUUAUUCCAAAGACAGCCACCGAUCUUCAGAAGAUUAAACUUCAACGCUUGAUUCAAAAUUUUGAGAAGCCAGUUAUCAUACCAGAGAGACGAAAGGAUAAGAAAGUUCUAGAACCUCCUGAAUUUGUAAGAAAUGUUAUGGGUUCUAGUGCUGGAGCUGGGAGUGGUGAGUUUCAUGUAUACAGACAUCUUAGACGUAAAGAAUAUACACGGCAAAAAUUUAUUGAAGAAAAAGCUGGGGAGGAAGUUUUACAAGAAAAGUACCAUCAAAAGGUAGAAGAAAAUCGAAGGAAGGCAGAAGAAAGAACAGCUAAGAAAAGAGCUAAAAGAAUUAAACAGAAACAAAAAAAAAGCAAUGCAAAAGCAGUAAUCAAGAAGUAACAAAGCCUAUAAACCAGAAUAUAAAAGAAGAAAAAGAAGAUGAAAGCUCAGAAGAAGAAGAAGAAACCUAAGCUCAAACAUAAAUGGAUGAACACAUGACUAUCACCACCAUUUUCUUACAAUCACAAAACUUGAGCUUAGGUUCAUGAACUUUACUUGACUUGACCUCUUAGUGAAGUGUAAUUAUGAAAUAAGUUUCAUUCAUGGCUUUAUCCAAACUUUUUAUGUGGCUCACAGUGUUGGAAACAUAACCUUGAAAGCUAUCUGAAUCAAGUAUUUAAAAAAGUUGUACAUAGACCUAUUUAAUCAAUAUUAGUAGAAUUUUUGUAUUAAACAUUCACUGUUAAUUUGUAUAUUAGAAUAUGCAAAGUAAUGGCUGUAAUGACAAAACAUUUUGUAUCAAGUGGUACAUAGUUAAUAAAAAGAAAGUAU
Molecule: messenger RNA, 986 nt
Organism: Limulus polyphemus (Atlantic horseshoe crab)
Lineage: Eukaryota; Metazoa; Arthropoda; Merostomata; Xiphosura; Limulidae
Product: PRKR-interacting protein 1 homolog
Exons: 6
Coding region: 105-554 (149 amino acids)
Biological process (GO): negative regulation of protein kinase activity; tRNA processing
Cellular component (GO): nucleolus
Molecular function (GO): protein kinase binding; protein kinase inhibitor activity; tRNA (guanine(37)-N1)-methyltransferase activity
Source: RefSeq, a predicted model, not a curated record